This is a messenger RNA of Exophiala aquamarina CBS 119918, 1953 nucleotides long. Its product is annotated as succinate dehydrogenase (ubiquinone) flavoprotein subunit. The transcript has 2 exons. The record is from RefSeq and is a predicted model, not a curated record. Bases 1 to 1953 code for a protein of 650 amino acids. Lineage: Eukaryota; Fungi; Ascomycota; Eurotiomycetes; Chaetothyriales; Herpotrichiellaceae. Gene Ontology annotation, molecular function: electron transfer activity; succinate dehydrogenase (quinone) activity; flavin adenine dinucleotide binding. Gene Ontology annotation, biological process: mitochondrial electron transport, succinate to ubiquinone; tricarboxylic acid cycle.
AUGAAGGCGUUCUUGCCACGAAUUGUGCCCACUGUCAUAAAGCCACCACCGUGUUUAAGUCGUCGGUAUUCAAAAUGGUCAUCCAUUCAGAAAAGGCCAUUCCACCAACGUCGACAAGCGACCAAUUCCUCCAUCAACGGCUCUCGGGCAAGGUUCGAGGUUGUCGAUCAUCAAUAUGAUGCUGUCAUAGUUGGUGCCGGGGGUGCCGGUCUGCGAGCUGCGGUUGGGCUUGCAGAGUCGGGACUCGACACCGCUGUCGUGACCAAAUUGUUUCCCACCCGCUCCCAUACGGUGGCGGCCCAAGGUGGCAUCAAUGCUGCACUGGGAAACAUGACGGUGGAUGACUGGAGAUGGCAUAUGUACGACACCGUUAAGGGAUCCGACUGGCUUGGGGAUCAGGACGCGAUCCAUUAUAUGUGUCGGGAGGCACCAAGGGCAGUUCGCGAGCUUGAGGAAUAUGGUAUGCCUUUCAGUCGAACCGACUCUGGCCUUAUUUAUCAACGGCCUCUUGGUGGUCAAAGCCUAAAUUACGGGAAAGAGCAAGCAUACAGGACUGCCUGUGUCGCGGAUCGGACGGGCCACUCCAUGCUUCAUACCUUAUAUGGCCAGGCCCUGAGGCACAAUUGUCAAUUUCAUAUCGAGUGGUUCGCUCUGGACCUGAUUAUGGACGGUGGCAACUGCAUAGGUCUGACUGCGAUUGACAUGGAAACAGGUACCUUGCACAGGAUAUUUGCAAGAAACACCCUCCUUGCUACUGGUGGAUAUGGUCGUGCUUACUUCUCAGCUACUUCCGCUCACACCUCGACUGGAGACGGCCUUGCAAUGGCUGCGAGAGCUGGACUGCCUCUUCAAGACAUGGAAUUCAUUCAGUUUCAUCCCAGCGGAAUUUAUGGUGCUGGGGUGUUGAUAUCUGAGGGCGCCAGAGGCGAGGGGGGAUAUCUGCUUAACGGUCGAGGUGAACGUUUUAUGGAGAGAUAUGCCCCUACAGCCAAAGACCUUGCCAGCCGUGAUGUCGUAAGUAGGAGCAUGAACAUGGAAAUAAGGGAAGGCCGUGGCUGCGGUCCAGAUAAAGACCAUAUAUAUCUCCAGCUCUCCCACUUACCAAAAGAAGUUCUUAUGGAAAGACUUCCAGGAAUUGCAGAAACUGCAAGCAUUUUCUCCGGUGUUGACAUCACUCGGGAACCAAUUCCAGUGAUACCAACAGUCCAUUACUGCAUGGGUGGCAUCCCCACUAAUUGGAAAGGCCAAGUGCUUCGCGUUGAUCCGGACUCUGGCUCUGAGCAGCCGGUCGAGGGACUCUACGCCGCAGGCGAAGUGGCGUGCGUCAGUGUUCACGGCAGCAAUCGUCUUGGAGCCAACAGUCUCUUGGAUAUUGUGGUGUUCGGCCGAGCAGCAGCAGGGGACAUCGCAGAGAACAACGAAAUUGGAAUGCCGGUCUUCAGAAACGGAGGCAGCAUAACCCCUGAAAUUGGGAUCACCGGAUUUGAAGACCUCGAGAAGUUCCGAACGUCAAAUGGCACUAGACUCACGGCCGAUUUACGGAUGGAAAUGCAGAGAGCCAUGCAGACGGAUGUCGCUGUGUUCAGGAACAAAGAGAGUCUUUCAGCAGGUGCACAGCGACUCAAAGAAGUCGAGGAAGCAUUUGCAACGGAUGUUUGCGUCAAAGACAAAAGCCUGAUCUGGAACUCAGACCUUAUCGAAACGUUGGAAAUGCGCAACCUACUCACAUGCGCGGCGCAAACUACGAAGAGUGCUCUGUUGAGGAAGGAGUCUAGGGGAAGCCAUGCGCGGGAAGAUUUCUCAGAUCGAAAUGAUAAGGAGUUCAUGAAGCACAGCCUGAGUUGGCAGCAGGACGUCGGCAAGGACAUCCAGAUAGGAUACCGAGCAGUGACUAUGCAUACGCUGGAUGAAGCUGAAUGCAAGACAGUCCCUCCCGUGAAAAGAUCUUACUAA